AUGUCCAUGGACUCUGGGGUCUACGUCAAUGGAGAAUACACAGAAUCAAACUCUGAGGACCAUUACUCGCUGUUCAAUCCAAAAGACGGCUCUCUGGUAGCAGAAAAGAUACCAAUUGCCGACCGCGUGGAUGUCGACAAGGCUGUAAAACACGCAGAAGCUGCAUUCAACGGCCCAUGGGCUACUUUUAGUGCAGCGCAAAGAUCAGAGUGCUUGAGAAAGCUGGCUGAUUUGCUGGAGACGAGGCUGCAUGAAGUUUUGCUUCUCGAUUCUCUGACGACGGGAAAUCCAGUGUCUCUGAUACCGACGAGGGAAAAGAAUUAUAUAAAGAAUAAUCUUUUAUACUAUGCCGGCUGGACCGACAAGUUUCGAGGUGAUUAUUUUCCCGCAGAUGACGGAAUCGUCAAACUCGUGCGACAAGAGCCUAUCGGAGUAUGCGCUGCCAUCCUCCCGUACAACUCACCCGUGGCAUCCAUCUUCCUCAAAGCGGCGCCAUGCUUGGCAACAGGCAACGUCCUCAUCGUGAAGCCAUCCGAAAAAGGCCCGCUGGGCUCUCUGGCAAUAGCGCCUCUCUUUGAAGAGGCUGGAUUUCCUCCAGGCGUGUUCCAGGUUGUGUCUGGCGAUGGCCGGACUGGAGGGCUGCUGGCCGAGCAUAUGCGUAUACGAAAGAUCAGUUUCACGGGCUCGGUUGCGACGGGAAAGAAGAUUCAGAUUGCGGCUGCGCAGAGUAACUUGAAGCGGGUGACUCUAGAGCUUGGCGGCAAGAACCCCGUGGUGAUAUUUGAAGAUGCCGAUAUCGACAAUGCAGUGACUUGGACCACCAAUGGAAUCCUGGCGCGAACCGGCCAAGUCUGCGUUGCCGCCUCUCGCCUCUACGUCCAAAAAUCCAUAUCCGAAAAGUUCAUCUCCCAAUACGUCGAGAAGAUGAAGGCCGCAAGUGCCGGCAUCGGAGACCCCCAAGACCCAGACACAAAAUACGGCCCUCUCGCAGACUCCCUCGCCUUUGAAAAGGUCCGCGCCAUGAUCUCUCGAGCCAAAGAAGAAGCAGAGCUCGUCGUGGGCGGUAACCAAAUCGGCACAGAAGGAAGCUUUAUGGAGCCAACUGUGUUUGUGAACCCGAAGCCCGACGCGGAGAUUUACAAGAGCGAGGUGUUUGGUCCCGUGGCUGUCAUCAAGACGUUUGAGACUGAGGCAGAAGUGAUUCAAGCGGCAAACGAUACAGAGUAUGGAUUGAUGGCGGGUGUCUUUACGAGAGACAUUACUCGAGCGUUGCGAGUCUCGGCUCGGAUCGACUCUGGCGUGGUGGGCGUCAACUGCGUGAGCAUGAUGAGUGUCCAAGCUCCCUUUGGGGGGAAAAAGGCAUCGGGAAUAGGGCGAGAGUUUGGCGAAUACGCUCUGCGGGCGUUUACUGAGCCAAAGACAAUUCUGAUCAAGUAG
This is a messenger RNA of Trichoderma atroviride IMI 206040, 1437 nucleotides long. RefSeq lists its product as uncharacterized. Lineage: Eukaryota; Fungi; Ascomycota; Sordariomycetes; Hypocreales; Hypocreaceae. Gene Ontology annotation, molecular function: aldehyde dehydrogenase (NAD+) activity. The record is from RefSeq and is a predicted model, not a curated record.